Ochlerotatus camptorhynchus is the source of this 1005-nucleotide messenger RNA. RefSeq names its product Coenzyme Q4 (gene Coq4). The coding region runs from base 113 to 940 and encodes 275 amino acids. The transcript is spliced from 5 exons. Lineage: Eukaryota; Metazoa; Arthropoda; Insecta; Diptera; Culicidae. The record is from RefSeq and is a predicted model, not a curated record. Gene Ontology annotation, biological process: ubiquinone biosynthetic process. Gene Ontology annotation, cellular component: mitochondrial inner membrane; mitochondrion.
AGUUAGCCCUCUUGACAGCAGCGUUAAACUUGCCAAUACAGAUUUAGUGCGAAAUAUAAUCGAAAUAAAAGAAAUUACUUACGUUCUCCGCAACAUAAGGUAUUGGAAUAUUAUGUCAAUCAUGCUACAUCGAUCCAUCCUUCGCACAUGGAGGUUCAACUGCGUGCUCGGUCGAAGCUUUGCAAUAGCUGAAAAUGCUGACAGUGCUCAAACCUCAUCGAUCGAAUUCGGAACAUCGCAACCCUCAGAUGAAUUCACCAAAGAAUUUCUACAAAACCAAGUCAAGCUCACUGAACUGCAGAAGGUUAUUCUUAGUGCUGGCAGUUCCAUAGCUGCGCUGGUUAACCCCCGAAGACAUGACAUGAUCGCUUGCUUGGGUGAAACAACCGGUGUUCAAGCAUUGAAGAACAUUCACCACCAGAUGCGGAACUCAGAAGAAGGUCGCCAAAUAUUAGCAGAUAAACCACGCAUCAACAGCCGCACUGUUGAUAUGGAAUCAUUGAGAAAGCUUCCGGAAAAUACGCUCGGUUUCCACUAUGUUAGCUUUCUGGAGAAAUAUGAAAUAACACCAGAUUCACGAAUGGAGGUUAAAUUCAUGGAAGAUCCCGAGCUUGCCUACGUAAUGACGCGAUACCGAGAGGUGCACGAUCUAGUUCACACCAUUUUCGGAAUGCCAACCAACAUGCUCGGAGAGGUUGCCAUUAAAUGGGUGGAGGCCAUCAAUACAGGAUUGCCAAUGUGCUAUGGAGGAGCAGUUUUUGGGGCUUUCCGUUUGAGGCCAAAACAACGUCAGAACUAUUUGAAGCGGUACCUUCCAUGGGCCUUGCAAAUGGGACAGCAAACAAGACCACUGAUGUGUGUUUACUGGGAGCAACGAUGGGAGCAAGAUAUCGAUGAACUCCGCAAAGAGCUUUAUAUUGAUGUACUUAAACUAGAGUAAGCGUUCUUCAAUGAAAUAUAGUAUUGUAUAUAUUGUUGGUUUUUCAAAUAUACAUUCGCCUUACA